AUGCUCGAGGUUUUACUGCUGCCUGGUGUUUUGAGUUUUGUUAUGUCGAUGGAACUGCCUCCCUAUAUUUCAUCAUGUUCAAGAAACGAUCCAAAUCUAAACGACUGCGCUUUAAAAUCUGCGAAAGAAUCACUUUAUCAAUUCUCUCUAGGAGACACCGAGAGAGGAUUUCACCCUUUAGAUCCCCUGUAUGUGGAAGAAAUGUUAGUAUAUAUACCGAACAAGCAGGGUUUGAAGAUUGUUUUCAAAGAUAACUAUUUUACUGGAUUAUCGAAGCUGCAUAUGGAAAGUCUAAAGUUCAAUUUAGAGAAAAAAAUAAUUACUGCGGACGCCUUGGUUACUUUAAAUGUUAAAAAUAAUUAUGAACUCAGUGGAAAACUUCUUAUGAUACCUGUUGAUUCAAAAGGCGAUUCUUUUAUAAAUUUGAAAAAUACACUUCUUCACAUUCGUUACUGGUACGAACACGUAGAAGGGCCAGACGGUAAAAUUCAUUGGAAAAUCUAUAAGCAUGACAUUAAAUAUGAGGUGGAGAAAGGUUCAUUUGGAUUAGAUAACCUUUUAAAUGAUAAAAAUUUAGGUGACCAAAUCAACAAGCUUCUAAACGAAAUGUGGCGUGAAGUUGUGGCAGAGGUAGGCCCGUCUAUAUGUCACGCCCUGGGUACCGCCGUCGUGGAAAAUUUAUCUGUGCUGUUGGAACAGGUGUCAUAUGACGAGUUGAUGCCAGAAUAA
Messenger RNA from Arctia plantaginis, 729 nucleotides. Lineage: Eukaryota; Metazoa; Arthropoda; Insecta; Lepidoptera; Erebidae. The record is from the annotation of a GenBank genome assembly.